AUGGAGGGGCAGAGCGGCCGCUGCAAGAUCGUGGUGGUGGGGGACGCGGAGUGCGGCAAGACGGCGCUGCUGCAGGUGUUCGCCAAGGACGCCUAUCCCGGGAGUUAUGUCCCCACCGUGUUUGAGAACUACACCGCGAGCUUUGAGAUCGACAAGCGCCGCAUAGAGCUCAACAUGUGGGACACUUCAGGUUCCUCUUACUAUGAUAAUGUCCGGCCUCUGGCUUAUCCUGAUUCCGAUGCUGUGCUCAUCUGCUUCGACAUUAGCCGGCCAGAAACGCUGGACAGUGUCCUCAAGAAGUGGCAGGGGGAAACUCAGGAAUUUUGCCCCAAUGCCAAGGUUGUACUGGUUGGCUGUAAACUGGACAUGCGGACUGACCUGGCCACACUGAGGGAGCUGUCCAAGCAGAGGCUUAUCCCUGUUACACAUGAGCAGGGUAGUGUGCUGGCCAAGCAGGUGGGGGCCGUGUCCUACGUCGAGUGCUCCUCCCGAUCCUCUGAGCGCAGUGUCAGGGAUGUUUUCCAUGUGGCCACAGUGGCCUCCCUUGGCCGUGGCCAUAGGCAGCUGCGUCGUACUGACUCACGCCGGGGACUGCAGCGAUCUACUCAGCUGUCAGGACGGCCAGACCGGGGAACCGAGGGCGAGAUACACAAGGAUCGAGCCAAGAGCUGCAACCUCAUGUGAGGGGCGGGUUGGGGCACAGUGUGAGGAGGGGUGGCCAGGGGCACAAUUGUUCACUUGCCUGCACCUGGGCUUCCUGACCUCCUGACCCUGGCUAGGGGUCAGGGUGGGCUGAGUGGGCAAUUCUUUCUUGGGAAGGGGGCUAGAGGGCAGAAGGCUGUCACCAUUCCCUAUAUCCUCAUCCUCCCUCCUGUCCACAGGCAGCUAAGGGAGUUACAGGGACAGGCAUCUGGGGCAUGAGCUAGGAUGGUGCAGGUGGGAGUUGGGGAAGCUGGCAUCAAGUAGUGACCUUGGUCGAAUCUCAGUAAAUGCAAGGUGCCUUCACUCCCCAUGCCCCAGUCCCUAUAACCUGGUCCUGGCUUCCUUCUCUAAGGAAAGAAUCCAUCCUAUGACUGUCUGUGUUCCUCUCCUCUCACUUCGACAGUUGUUCUUACACACCCUAACCUCCAGGCAACAUGUACUAAAUUAAAACACACGAGAAGCCCCUCCCUAUUUGCCUAUCAGCCCCAGCUCCCUCCCUCCCUCCCUUCCCCAAAAGUCACCAAUAAAGCCCAUGUCUAUGGAAAACGGCUGUGGCUUUAGUUUUGUUGCUUUUUAAAAAAAUAAACCAGUCGUUAGCAGCAGGAGGGAGAGUUAGAACUCAGGAAGAACUUUCUUGUCUCUGCCCAGAGAUAGAGCAGAGCAAAAAGCCACGGGUCCUUUCAGCCGUGUCCUUCUAGGAGCCAGAGGUGGGGGAAAGAAAUAUUUUGGGAAUGUUCAUCCUAGUUAAUGAGCUGGACAAUCCUCAGGCCAUUGAGGGGCUUUGGAGUGGGUUGAUGUGCAAUUACUCAAGGUUACUGAGCCCAGUUGGGGCCCCUGCUAAUGUCUGAAGGGUCCUGCUGAAGUGGUCCAGGCCCCUCGCUCACCAUCUCCACCCCUGGUGUGGAGCCUAUUGGGGCCUUGGGGUUGUGGGGCUGGAGGACAUCAAAGGCCUCCAGAUCACGGAAGCUGACCCUCUGCCAGGUGAAGUUUCCCUAGGGAAUAGGAGCUUGAUUCUGGGGUAUCCUGGGAGGCUGGGACAGGGAUUCUUUCUCUCUUUCUAUCCUGAGCUCCUUGAGCAUUUUGGGAGGAGUAUCAGCUGUGAGUUUAGGGUCACCCCUACCCCCUAGAGAAGGAAAGCUGGUGGAGGGGACACAGCCGGAGUGCUUGUUAGGAAGGACAGUGCCCGUCUGUUUUCUCAGGAGUCUGGUUUCUGAUUAUCCUGUAUUCCCUCCCUGGCGCUGGUCCCACUGGCCUCUUUUCGGUGACAUUCUCCCCCAGGAACCAUCCUACCCCUCCCCCAGCCCCAGCCAGUUCUUCCAAUGACACACUCUGGGAGGGAACAGUCCUUACCUUCCCAUCUGCUGGGAUCCCACCCUAAUUCACAGCCCACCCCUCAUUCAUUCAGCAAAUAUUCACUGAGUACCAACUGUGUGCCAGACGCUGGCUGGGGAGACUGAGAGAGGCCCCUUCUCUGUUUCUGGAGGCCAGCUGGCAGGAAGAAAGGUUUCCCAGGGCUGGAGGUGCCUCGAUGGAGGGAUGUAGGUGUGGAAUGUUGUGGGAGUGCCUUACAGUUUGGGAGGGCAUCCUGAGGAGCCAGGUCCUGAGGAGCCAGGUCCUGAGGCAGAGAAGGGGUGGGAAAGGCACUCCAGACAGAAGGUUCAGUAUGUGCAGACACAUGGAGAUGAGGAAGGGCAUGGUGCUUCUGGGGCUCUCACAGCAGGGCGGGCAGGAGAUUAGGUUGGGAUGUUACACUGAGGCCACUGCAGGACCCACAAAGGAACUGAGGCCUUCAUUUUGAGGCUGGGAGGAGCCAUCAGGGAUUUCAAGCAGGGAAAGGAAGUGAUCAGAUUUGUUUCUUGGAUAGACAGUGGAAUGGGGCGCUGGAGGCUGGAGGACUUGGCUCUGAGAUGUGUCCUUUUAAAUAGCUUCUUCUUUCCCUAUGCCAGGCCCCAGUCUUGAGAGGAAAGGAAAUUUAUACCCACUCUCUGGCCCCUCAGAUGUCCCUUCCUCUCUUUCUCUUACCAGACUCCCAUCCUGGUCCCUCUCAUCCAGUCUUCUUGAGGAUUCUGGGAUAGCUUUGAGGGCACUGGGCUUUGCACUAGCCCUGCACUCCCGUUCCCCUCAACCUGAGACCUGGUUAGGGUGACGCUGAGACUGUCCCCCAUGACUCUGAAUCCCUGGAUGGAGGUGCUAGGAUGGGCUGGAGGUACAGCUCCCAGGUGCUGCUAAGUGGGUAUCCAUCUUGUUCUAGAGGGCUGACCCUUCCCCCACAGGAAUCUGCAGAUACCAUGAACUCAGGAUUCUUGGCCAAUCCAUGUGGCUUCUCCACUUCGGACUUGCUGGGUAUCCUGCAGGCUCAAGCCUGCGGCUGUCCAAGUGCAGAAUGUUGCCAUCCCUCUUUUUUCCCAACCUUCCUCUCCUGCUGUUUGCGCUCAGGGAAUGCAAACGCAUUUCAGUACUCGCCUAAAGCAAACAUAAUUAGGAAGAUAAAUCAGCUGGCGGAACCCCCAAAGUUUAAUACGUUUCCAACACCACCGGGAAUGGAUUUUGGUCCCUUCUGCAAGUCUGGGUGGCCAGACAUUUUAUUUUGUGGGAGGGGGUUGUGCCUCUGGGCUGAAGAGCCCUGUGGGUGGGAGGAGGCAAUGGGGCUGUUCCUUGAUCCUCAAAAGCCCCUGCAGGCUGGAGGGAGGGGGACCUUACCUCCACCCUGCCCUCCUAGAGUCAAACCCAGCUUCCUCCUCUGCAGCUGUUUCCCCCACAAAUUAGACACCAGUUUGGGAAACAAUGUAGCCUCGUUAAUCAUUUAAUGAAAUAAACAACUAAUCAUGCUGUGAUGCUGCCAGUGUUUCUUAACCUCCGCAAUCAGCCAGCCCAGGAAGGAAGAGGGGGGAGAACAGAGGGGAGGAGGAUGGGUGAUCAAUCUCACCCCUGAAGCACUUCAGCUGAUAGAGGGUCAUCCCCUCAGGACUCCAGCUCUCCCAGGAGGGAGCGACAUGGCAAGAACUUGAAAUUGUGAGGCAGAGGUCCUGGGGUUUGGGUUCUAGCUCUGCCACUUUUUCCCUGGGAAGUCUGGCAAAGGCCGUACACCUGUCUGAACUCAGUUUUUACACCUGGAAGAGGGAGUUGAUCAUCACAUCUUCCCGCAUCUGGGAAGAUUCAGAAAGGAGAAUCAGUGUAGAAACAAAUGCCGUCUGACCCUUUGAAAGGGGCUGAGCUGAUGUCGGUCUUUUUUCUUUACCACUAAGAUAUCCAGGCUUGAGUGCUCCUGAGCUGACCCAGAAGGAACCAGGGGAGGCUUCUUGGAGAGGGUGUUUUGUGCUGGGAUUCAAAGGUGGGAGGAAGACCAGGAGACAGGAAGGGGAGACUGCAGUGUCCCCACACCUACCCAGGAGGCUGGAGAGAGCUUUAGUGAUUCCUUCAAAGGCCGAGGUCCUUUUGUCCUCAUUUUUAUGAACACCACCCAUUGCCUUUUCUGAAGUCGCUGGGUGAGGACCCCAGGUUUCCAUAGUGACCCCACCCUAGAUGCACUCAGACUUGGUUGAUUUCUCCUGGACACCCAGACCCUGGCAGGCAAUCCUGGGAGAGCCCUCUCCUGUGACUCUGUCCUCUCUUACCCAGGAAAGGGGUUUAGCUACUUUGAGCAUCCCCCUUCCUCUUGCCAACAAAGGAGUUUCUUCUGCACAAUAUAGCCCCUCUCCUGCCUCCCUCCCUCCAGCUGGGUCCCCAGAUCUUCCGCCACCUCUACUCCAUCUCCUGCUCCCUCUUGUCAAGGCUGAGGGUGAGGGUCAGAGAAAGGGGAGGCUCCAGGCCCAGAGGGGCGGGGUGAUUCUCAAGCAGCCACCCCCGAGUAGCCAGAGAGACAAGAGAGACCCGUAUAUAAGUACCCCUCCUCCCCAAGAAAAUGCCUCUGCUGUUGACUCCUAAAUAACAGAUGUCUGUCUGCAUAUUAAUGAGAUUGGACGAAUAAUUGGUGAGUUUUUCAUUCAGUGUCAGAAUGAAACCCGGAGGCCUUAUGUUCAUAGCACACAGACACCCACUCACCCUAGACUUUCCCCUUCCCCCAGAGUACAAUGAAACAGACGCAGAUGCUGGCAGGCUUGACCCACAAAGUAGAAUGGAAAGAGAGGAGCCGUGAGGGGGGAGGGGAUGUGAGCAAGAGGGAGACCCCUGUGGUCUGGGUUUCACUGCCACACAGCCCCCCAGGGAUGAAAGCUUAAAUGUGGCCCAGAGAGGGUGGGAGCCAGAGGGUAGCAAAAGGUGGUGGGGGGGGGCAGGGAGGCAGUUGUUGCCUAGGGUAGAGCUACAAAGCAGUGAUCUCCUUCAGAGAGGUUGUCCCUCCCUUGAGUGGGAAUCAGCAGGCCACUUAAUCCUGCCCUAGGUCCUGGGUCAGGGCGUGAGGUGGAAGAACAGAGGCUUUGGAGGCAGACAGCCCCAUUUGCCAGCUGGGUGCUCUUGCCCAAGUUACUUGACCUCUCUGAACUUCACUCUCCUUGUCUCUAAGAACAUGAAAAGACAGAAUGAAAUCAAGUGUCUCAUGUGUCUUAGUGACUGGUUUAUAAUAGGGCUUAGUCUCAUCCUCACCUAUCCCCAAAAGGCACCGAGACAGCUUCCAAAUUGCUACCUCUCCUGCCAGACCCACCCCUGUUAGGGCAGAGAUUAAUUAGAAGUUUAGUAAUUUUCCUGGCUGCUGGGAAACUGAGGGAGGAAAAAAGGUACAGAGAGGGGCAGGGAAAGAGAAGUUGGAAGUGAGAUAGACAGCCAUGGGAGAGAGAAGGAUGGAAGCCAAGGCCUGGAACAGAAGGAAAGACUAGAGAUACAGAAUCACAGAAUCGCAAGACUUGAAUGCUAGGAGUGGGAGUCUAGAAUCUAGACUCUAGAUUCUCAAAGCCCCAGUUCUGCCAUGAACUCGCUGUUUGACCUUAGAAGUCUCAUCUGCUCUUAGCACCUCAGUCUCCUCAUCUGUAAAAUGAGAAGUUGGUUUGCUCUCCAAGGCCCCUUGUCAUUGUGUGAGAACAAGAGUCUCAGUGGCCUGGGGGAGAGCCGGAGAGGGACGCCGGGCUGCCCCCAACACUGUCACCCAUCGGUCACUCGUGCUCUGUCUCCUCUCUUCCUUGGUAAAUGGAUCUGCUGCGCCAGCAAACAACUGUCCAUUGUGUCCUAACGAGGGACGAGCAGGGAAAACCAAUCACUUAUGAUGCAAAUGAGCUGGCGGCUGCAGGCUCCUCGCAUUCACUGAGUGCUUCUCUUCUGCCCAGGCCCUGUCAGCGCUGCCCCGUUGGGCCUUUCUCCCUAGUCUCAGUUCCCAUCUGGUCCUUGAGAAGGAGGAGGGGGGAGGCCCAGGCUGGUCUUCCCAUUGUCCCUCAUUGCCACUGCCUGCAAUGAGCCCCAUCCCAUACCACCUCUGAGCCAGACCUAGCUCCUCUUUCCACCCCAAAGGGCUCCAAGGACUCAGGUUUUAAGUCCCUCUGUCCAUCUCCAUCCCCUACAGCCCUUGGUGGCACUGGGAAGCUGCUGAGGCCGCAGCAAAAAGUCGAGGGGUAAUACAGGCUUGUGUUGGGGUGAAGGCUUGAGAGUUGCCCAGAGUUGGCCACUGGGGUGGAGGGCGAAGGGGAAAAGCCCCACGCUUUAGGAUGAAGCUGAAAAAGAAGGCGGCUUGGGCUUCUGACACAUGUUAGUUGGUCAGCAGGGGCAAGAUCGCUGCCUUCUGCUAGCAUAGCUCUGUCUGUUGUCCCUGGGUCACAUCUUCUAGAAAUGACCUGUUGAAUUUCUAAGGGAAUUUUUUCCUCUUAAUUUCCCUGGCAUUUGGUUAGAAACCAGGGGCAGCCCCUGCACAGAUCUUAAUUUCUACGAUUUCAGAGCCUCUGUGGGCUUGGAGAUGAUCCCAUCAGCAGGCCUCUCAACUUGGGGCUACAGAGGCUGAGACAACCCCCACAGCCCUUUUCCUUCAGAAAAGGUCUCGCCUCACCAGGGCCUAGGGGCAAAGUCUGUCAGGGGCAAUUUUCUACCCACCUGGUACUUGCUUAUUCCAGAGUCUACAGCCUAACAGCUGGGAAGAUGCUCGUAAGUUGUAUCUUGAAUUUUUCCCGCUGAUAUACUCUAGCAUUUGGUUUCAUGUGGGUUUAAGAGAAAAUGGCAAACAUCUGCUUACCUUGUGUGUGUGUCUGUGUUACCUUCGGAUUCACUGUCUCCCAUCACUAAUCUAAGACAUACAUCUGGCAAUGCUUAAAAAACAAAACAAAAAGCCCUUCUGGAAUUAGCCAACACCAACUGCUGCAGCAUUGCAGAGAAAAGACUUCACCAGGUCACAACCACUCUAGACAACAUAAUAAAGGCGUAUCUGUCUAUGGCCUGAUGGAUAGAAACUCCUGGGCUAGUUAGUUCCAGGUCUACCACUAAGUCACUGGGUGACUUUUGACAAGGUUCAGGACCUUGGUUUUUGUCAUUUGUAAGUGGGAAUAGCAAUCUCUACCCUAGCCACCCCCCAGGGAAUAAGCAAGGGGAGAGAAAGAGAGAGAGAGAGAAUGGUUAUACCAGUGCUUUGAAUUUGCAAAGAGAUUAUCAUGAACAUCAUAAUUAUUUUCCCAGCCAUGGUGGCAGAAGUCUAUCUGCCUCAAGUGUCCAGCCUGAAGGAGGCCUCGCUGGAGGACAGAGGGAUGGGGAAACUGAUGGGCCCUGUCUGGGUGGUACUGGUCUGAUUAAUCAGGAAGGGAGAAGCCUUCCUGACAGGCAAGGGAGAAUCAAGGAGGAAAUCUGUAGGUGUGGAUUUAGAAGAGGAAGAGUGAUUCUUGGACAUGUGGAUUUCUUACACUGUUCUUGGAAGAAAUCAAGGUCCUGAAAAAAGAGCGAAAAGGACUGAAUUUUCCAGGCCCAAAGUUCUUGAGGGUGAGGUCAGCAGUUGGAAAAGUCAUUCAUUCAGUGAGUCCACUCAUUCAUCCUUUCACCAUUCCUUCAGCAAGUACGCACUGAGUGCUUAACAAGGCAUCUGCCAGGCACAGAGCUGGGUAAUUACAAAGAUAAAAUGAUACUACUUCUGCCCACGAGGACCAUGUAGUCAAAUAGAAAAGAUUAGACUAUGUACACAAAUAACUCAUAAUUGAAUGAAGAAAAUAUUAUCAAUAAAGCAAAACUUCUGGGGUGUUUUGAGGGGGAGGAAGAUUCUGGCCCGGAAGACCUAGGGAGGCUUUUGUGAGGGAGGUGGAAUGGAUAGGAUUUGGACCUGUGAAGAUGGCAGAGCAGGAUGGAAGACAGUGGAGCAAAAUUUGUGGGUCCCCAUAUUUGGAGGCCAAGGAAACUGAAGGGAGCUGUGGGCGAGGCAUGAGAGGUUGGGUUUUGGCUUGGUAGGGGAAGUCCAGAGAAUGAGUGAGAGGAGGUCGGAGAAAUGUAUCCUUAAAAGAUGCUCGCAUCUCACCUCUUCUUUCUGGACCAGGGCCCUUUCCCCAAUUCUGGAAUCUGGACGUUUUCACCCAGGCCUUCUGGACACUCCUGGCUUCCUUGUCACCGAAUCCUACUCAAGCCUCGAGGCCCAACUUGAGAUCCUUCCCCAAGAGGUCAUCCACAGUAGGCAGAGCCUGGCUCCACCACACAGCCUCUUAAAGAACUUCUGAACCACAGUUCUGCAAGGAUUGUGGUUUCUUGCCAAGCCACUGAAUAGUAAGUAAUUUGAAGGCCAGAAGUGAUUCUUAUUUCCCUCACAUACACACGCACACGCACACGCACGCACACACACACACACACGCACACAGGGUACUACAGAACUGGGCACAUCAUGACCCCUCCAUCAUUAACCUUACUGUUAUUUGCUGCCUCCCAGGCCUGGUUCCCAGCAAACGUACUGGAAAUAUCACAGGCUUCAGCCUCACACAGAUCUUUGUUUGAAUCCUAGAGGCUGUGCCACUUCCUUUUGUUGUGUGACUUUGGGCAAGUUGCUUGACCUCCUAAAACUUCAUUUUCCUCAUUCGAAUAUGGGGAGUAUUGUGUGGCACUUAGUAGGAAUGUGGCCUUAAAUGACAGCCAGUAAUGAUUACUGUUGUUGUUGCUCCUGAGAGCUAGCAAGAUCAGAUGGUCCACAGAACCCAGGGCUGGGUUUUCAUUCUCCUUUCCUUUUAAUUUAGUCGUCUCCUCCUCCCACCUGCCUCCCUCUGUUUUGUCUUCCUUAGGUCUUUCCUGCCACCAGCCUAUCGGCCUGCCUGCCUCCUUUUCUCCCUGCAGGCUGGCUUUCUCCUCUCCCCUCAGAUAGCUCUGCUGUUGGCUCACUGGGAAUGGGCUGUCCGUGCCUUGCGCCAUCGGUCAAUAAAGAUAAAUUACAAAAUCAUUUGUUUUAUUUGUUCUUGUUACCUUGAGGGCUGUCUGAAAUUGCCUU
Messenger RNA from Loxodonta africana (African savanna elephant), 9061 nucleotides. RefSeq names its product Rho family GTPase 2 (gene RND2). Gene Ontology annotation, cellular component: cytosol. Gene Ontology annotation, molecular function: protein kinase binding; GTP binding; GTPase activity. Gene Ontology annotation, biological process: small GTPase-mediated signal transduction. The coding region runs from base 1 to 684 and encodes 227 amino acids. The transcript has 5 exons. Lineage: Eukaryota; Metazoa; Chordata; Mammalia; Proboscidea; Elephantidae. The record is from RefSeq and is a predicted model, not a curated record.